This is a messenger RNA of Diachasma alloeum, 384 nucleotides long. RefSeq lists its product as uncharacterized. The transcript has a single exon. The record is from RefSeq and is a predicted model, not a curated record. The coding region runs from base 1 to 384 and encodes 127 amino acids. Lineage: Eukaryota; Metazoa; Arthropoda; Insecta; Hymenoptera; Braconidae.
AUGAAACCGAAGGAUGUGACCAGCAGGAAUGAGAAAUAUUUACUGGAACAUCUCUACAGAAAAUUGAAGAAGAAUACCAAAAGAGCAACGAAAUUCAAAAUCAGUGAUAAAGUGCGUAUCAGCAAAUAUAAAACUAUCUUUGAAAAAGUAUAUACACCCAACUGGGCAACUGAAAUCUUCACAAUCAGGAAAGUGGAGAACACCGAUACUAUCACUUAUAAACUGAUGGACAUUGGAAAUGGAUUAGUGCAAGGAGGCUUCUACCAAGAAGAACUGCUGAAAGUGAAGUACCCAGACGUCUACCUAGUGGAGAAAGUAUUGAAAAAAAGGGGAAAGAAGGAAUAUGUUAAAUGGUUGGGCUUCGAUUGCACACAUAAUAGUUAG